This is a messenger RNA of Labrus bergylta (ballan wrasse), 1937 nucleotides long. RefSeq lists its product as uncharacterized. Lineage: Eukaryota; Metazoa; Chordata; Actinopteri; Labriformes; Labridae. The record is from RefSeq and is a predicted model, not a curated record.
AGAGGCGGAAGUACUAUAACUUACAGUGACAGGCGUUGUUUUGUAGACAUUAGGCUAUACUUUUCGUGAAAUAAUGUAAUUUGUUGCGCAUUUCUGUGCGGUUAAAUAUGGAGGAGGAGGGACAGCUGCGGUCCUUGAUGUUCCUCAUACCUUACCUGCUGCUGAAGCGCAGAAGAGACAUAAACAAUUUAAACAUUCAGAGGCGCAAUGAGAUCCAGAGGCGCAUUAGACAUCGUCAGUACUUCUUCCAGAGACAGAGGAGGAUGAUGAUGAUGAUGUUAGCUGGAGGCAUCCGCUCCAAUGUCCACAUCCGCACACGUCCCUGGACCACUACUGCAAGCACUGACUGGUGGGAGCGGACAGUGAUGACUGAAUUUGAGCCGUCUGAUUGGCUGGAUAAGUUUAGGAUGAGCCGGCAGACAUUCUUUUACCUGUGUGAGAAGCUUAAGCCUCGACUAGCUCGCCAGGACACCAGUUUCCGCCUGGCGCUGCCGGUGGAGAAACGAGUAGCUGUGGCUCUGUGGCGUCUGGCGUCCAACGUCGAAUACCGUACCAUCAGCACUCUGUUUGGUGUGGGGAAGUCCACUGUGUGCAGGUGUGUCCGAGACAUGUGUCACGCCAUUGUGGCGCUCCUCAGCUCCCUCUAUUUGCGGCCUCCCUGUGAGCAGGAGCUGGAGGACUCAGCCGAGCUCUUCCUUUCCAAUUGGGGCUUUCCUCAUUGUGUUGCUGCCGUAUCAACACUUCAUACAGCUAUCAUCACCCCAUCAAACAACGCCUCUGACUAUGCCAAUCCGGCCGGCUGGCUCUCCGUGAUGUCACAGGUGGCUGUUAACGGGCGGGGGCAGUUCUGGGAUGUAUGUGCAAGUUUCCCAGGUGGGACAGACCCAACUGACAUCUUACAAAACUCCUCGUUGUGGGCCACAGCUGCAGAGGGCGGCCUGUCACCUGCCACACCGCCCAUCUUCAUGGGAAAACCACUCAGGUAUGUGCUGCUGGGGGAGCCCUGUUAUCCUCUCCAGAACUGGCUAAUAAAGGCUUACCCUGAGGAAAGGGGUCGGCGGGCUAAUCAAACAGCACUGACUCAGCAACAGCGACUCUUCAACAGGCAGCUCACCACAGCAAUGCGUGUGCCUGAGGAGGCACUGCUGAGGCUGAGGGCACGCUGGCAGUGUCUGAGCAAGAGGAACGACUGUGGCCUGGAUGUGGUGCCCACAAUGAUCCUAGCCUGCUGCAUCCUGCACAACAUGUGUGAGUCCCACGGAGACCCCUUCAAGGCAGAGUGGCAGGAGGAGGUGGUGUCUGCUGAGAGCCCUCAGCCCAGCCACAAGCAUCUCCUCUCGACCAGUAUGGACGACGGUCCUGCUGAGGAGGUGCGACAGCUAUUCUGCGACUACUUUGAACAGCUGAAUACCUAAAAAACUCCCUUCACUUUUAGACUGACAUGUGAAUAUUCGGAACCAUUUCAGUAAUCUUGUACUACCAGUACAUAUUUUAGACAUUUUAUAGCAGGUCAUUUCAGAAUGCAGUCGUUGCUAUCAUGUAAAUAAUGCUGAAUGUUAACACGAAUAUUGAAGCUUGGGUUUGCAUUUAUCCUGAAGCAUGGUUGACGAAGGAAGUAAGACUGACUGAAAGAAGUUUAAUCUGAGAGGUUUGACCUCAGCCCUGUCUGAGAUGGCCUAAAUUAUGCAUUCAAAGGAAAAACACUCAGAUUUAUGUACCAAUUAUCUUUUUGGAGGAGAUCGUGACAGACAAGUUUCUUAUUUUUUCAACCAAUGUUUCAUCUACCAAACUCUUUUUUUUUUUUUUUUACUGUAAAAGCUUUGGACAACGGAUCAUGAUAUUUAUGAUUACUUUGUUUUACACAUUUGUACAUCCCGAUAUAUAAACAUCCAAUUUUCUUUGAGUAAGUCUUUUGUAAACAGUUAUGUAUUAUAUUA